AUGAUAGACGUGUCCUGGCGGGUGUGGCCACAUCCUCAUCUGGCGCAGGAAGAAUGCAAUCUUGGCUCUCCGCCCAUUGGCCGGCGUCGCCGGCGGUGUGCGGCCGGACUGAACGCAGCUACCCGGCGCCCGACGCUGAUAAAGGAGCGACGUUUACGUAGUACUGAAACGAGAGCCCCCGCGAGCGAUGAGGCGCGAAAAUUAUCGCAUUUAUCGGAAAGCAAAUCACCGAAUCCUUUGAUGUCGUCGCUAAUUCGACAAUUACACCCGGCACCGGCGGGGGGCAGCGGAAUCGACUGGGCGCGAUCGUGGGGUGGAAAUGCGAAACGGUAG
Molecule: messenger RNA, 333 nt
Organism: Leptosia nina
Lineage: Eukaryota; Metazoa; Arthropoda; Insecta; Lepidoptera; Pieridae
Source: the annotation of a GenBank genome assembly